Messenger RNA from Miscanthus lutarioriparius, 1044 nucleotides. The record is from the annotation of a GenBank genome assembly. Lineage: Eukaryota; Viridiplantae; Streptophyta; Magnoliopsida; Poales; Poaceae.
AUGGGCAUGGUGACGGCGCUGAUGGACGGCGAGGUCGGCGCUCUCGUCAAGGUCUCCGCGGCGGUGUGGGUGGCGAUGUCGUACGCCCGCCUCGCCGCGGCGCGUCUCCGGCCAGGCGCGCCUCGUCUACUGGCGCUCCUGCCCGUCGUCGCGCUCCUCUGCGCGAUCCCCUUCGCCUUCUCGACGUCCACGUUCCGGGGCACCUCGGGCUUCUUCCUCGCCUGGCUCGGCUCCUUCAAGCUGCUCCUCCUCGCCGCCGGCAUUGGGCCCCUCGACCCUUCCCUCCGCCUCUCCCACUUCGUCUGCUCGGCCUCCCUCCCCGUCAAGCUCCGGCGGCAGUCCAAAGAGAAGAGCCAAGCUCCCGCCCGUGGCCCGGCGAGGAUACUCCUCUCCGGCGCCGUCAUCCCGGGCGUCAUCUACGCGUACCAGUUCAAGAGCUCGAUGAGCAGGUACCAGCUCCUCGUCCUCUACACCUUGCACAUCUACUUCUCCCUGGAUCUCCUCCUCGCCACCGUCCACACCGUGAUACACGACCUGCUCGGGAUGGAGAUGGAGCCGCAGGUGGACCGUCCUUACCUGGCCUCGUCGCUGCGUGACUUCUGGGGCCGGCGGUGGAACCUCAUGGUGCCGUCCAUCCUCCGGCCGUCGGUGUUCCGCCCCGUCCGCGCGCGCCUCGGCAGCGCGGCCGGCGUCCUGGCGACGUUCCUCGUGUCCGGCCUCAUGCACGAGCUCAUGUUCUACUACAUCAUGUGGAGCACGCCGAGCGGCGAGGUGACCACCUUCUUCCUCCUGCACGGGGCGUGCGCGGCCGCCGAAGGUUGGUGGGCGUCGCAUGCCGGGUGGUGGCGCCCGCCGCGGGCCGCCGCCGUGCCGCUCACGCUGGCCUUCGUGGCCGGGACGGGGUUCUGGCUCUUCUUCCCGGCCAUGGUCAAGGGCGGCCUUGACGAGAUGGUGCUGCAGGAGUGCCAGGGCAUGGUGGUGCUCAUGGAGCAGGCUGCCCGGCGGCUCGCCGGCGCCACAGAUCUCGUCUCGUCAACCAUGUGA